AUAAAUCUAAAUCCGUAGAAUUAACAUAGAAAAGGAAGUUUGUACCUGGAUAACGUCGAUUUGAAUAAAAAAUUUUCAUAGAUUACUUGGCGUUCGGUAAGUCAAGGGUGUUUGUGUUAGAAUGGUGAUGGUGAAGGUAUUGUGUUUAGGCCUUGUGCUCUGGUCAACGAAUGUACUAGCAAAUUCAGGCCAUUUCCGCCUGCAGAGGGAUGUCUUUCCCACCUCCUACUCCCUCAAACUGGUGCCUGAUAUGGAUGGCGACACCUUCGAGGGUGAAGUCACGAUAUUCUUGAGGAACGAACGGCCCAUAAGCAACGUGACCUUGAAUCUCAAGAAGCUGUUGAUAGACAAUAUCACGUUGGACCAGGCCUAUGGAACUACCAAGUUCAUCGUGGAUCACCCCAACGAAAUCAUUCAAGUGUUUUAUGAAGGUAAAGAACAGAUAGACCCUGGUGAACACGUGCUCAACAUAAAAUUCACUGGGACCUUCGGUCCUUAUGUUGGAUUCUACAAGCUGGAGACUGGAGAUAAUAAGUCGAGGGUAAUAUUGGCCACGAAGUUUUCACCAAACCACGCUAGGUUAGCUUUCCCAUGUUUUGACGAGCCAUAUUUCAAAUCGACCUUCAAUAUACGCCUGGUAAAGCCAAAUAAUACCUGGCAAGCUCUCUCGAAUAUGAGAGAAAUAGGAAGAUUCGAUACACCAAAUGGAAUAGCUGUGGAUUUUGAAAGCACGAUACCAAUGUCGACCUAUCUGUUGGCUUGGACUUUAACAGAUUACAACUACGACGAGAUAGAUUAUGUUUCGGGCGACAGAGUGAUCCCCCUUCGAUUCUUCAACGCCCAGAAGAAGGAUGUCCAAUUACGAGAAGCGUUGAAAGUUACCAAGAAAGCCUUGGCGUUUUUCGAAAAUUACACUGCAUCACCAUUUCCCUUGCCCAAACUGGAUUCUAUUGCCAUACCGUUUUAUAUGAGUAGAGGGAUGGAACAUUAUGGCUUGAUUAUGUAUCAAGAUCAUGCUCUUUUCAAAAGAAGUCCCUUCAUGUCCACACUCCAAUAUAGCAUAGAGGCUGACUUAUUGAUUUGUCAUGAGGUGUCACAUAUGUGGUUUGGAAAUCUAGUCACCCAUCCGUGGUACAAUGAUAUUUGGCUCACAGAGGGUUUUGCUCGCUAUAUGCAAUACAAAGCAGGUGAAGCUUUACUCGGAGAACCUUUUGUGAAAAAUAUGUUUCAAGAAAGCAAGUACCUUUCGCUGUUUCAAAUGAGUUGCUAUGACGAUGACGUCACGGAAACUGCCAGUUACCCCAGAACACUUGGAGAAAUCAGAACGAAAUAUGGCCCAACUACCUAUGACCAGGGUGGGGCUCUCCUGUUGAUGUUGGAAGACUUGAUAGGUGAAGAGAAAUUCAGAGAAGUUGUCAGGAAGCAUUUGAAAGGACACGAGUUUGGAUGUUCCACUACAGGGGAGUUUAUAAAUUUGAUGGAGAGUGCUGCGCCUACUCUGAACAUCCGAGAUGUAAUGGAGAGUUUCUUAUUCCAAAAUCAGUUACCAGCAGUUAACGUAUCUAUAGAAAAUGAUCAUUUCGUUUUGACACAAUCACCGUUAUGCGAAGGAGGGCAUAAUUCAAUUUUUGGGUACAAAUGGACAUUCCCUAUUAGAUACAUAACCAGCAGCAACUUGAAUCCAAAAUUAGCAUGGUUUGAUAGAGAAAUGAGUCAAGUGAAAAUACCAAUAUCAAAGGAUGAUCGAUGGAUUCAAAUAAACCACUUAAAUAAUGGUCUAUAUCGUCCAAUAUAUUCCAAAGAACUUUAUGAGGCGAUUGUCAGUGAUUUUCAUAAAUUGAAGGCUACUGACAUGGGACCUUUCAUAGAGGACGCGUUCUUCAUGUCCUCAAUUGGCAAAAUACAAUGCGAUAUUCCACUCAAAGUAAUAGGAGCUUUGAGGUCGAUAAAAGAGAUAGAUUUUCUAACUUAUACCUAUGCCAGUAGGUCAUUUUCCUUGUUUUCUCAAAAUCUUGAAUAUGACACCACCGUUACGAAGAUAUUGAGGGCUUAUUUCAUCGAUAUAUUUGUGGACCUUUACGAUAAAAUAUCUUGGAAAGUGGGAGAGACUGACUCCAAAGAUAAAAGGCUUUUAAGGAUGGCAGUUCUAGAAUCUUUCUGCAUAGGACAUCCCAAAUAUGGUAAAUGCUACAAAGAUGUUGAAUCUUUGAGAGUGCUCAAUGAAACAGUUCAUCAUGAUGUGGAGUAUAUAUUUAAAGCUGUUCUCAGGGACUCGAGAAAAUUGAAUUCAACAAUGAUCAGAGAGAAUAUGAAUUACGCAAGUUCUGGAAUAGAAGAAAAUCAAGGUGAACAAAAAUGCUUAACUUGGAUCAAACAGAAUAUCCCAAAACUCAUCAGACAAAGGGGGUAGAGCCAUGACUACUGCUCAUAUUUUUUAUUCGAUCGUUAAAUUGUUUUUAUGUUAUAUUUAGUAGCGUAUAUUACAAAAUGCAAUUACAUUUUAUAUACAUUGGAA
Molecule: messenger RNA, 2515 nt
Organism: Coccinella septempunctata (seven-spotted ladybird)
Lineage: Eukaryota; Metazoa; Arthropoda; Insecta; Coleoptera; Coccinellidae
Product: glutamyl aminopeptidase-like
Exons: 14
Coding region: 122-2410 (762 amino acids)
Biological process (GO): peptide catabolic process; proteolysis
Cellular component (GO): cytoplasm
Molecular function (GO): zinc ion binding; peptide binding; metalloaminopeptidase activity
Source: RefSeq, a predicted model, not a curated record